Alternaria alternata is the source of this 2444-nucleotide messenger RNA. RefSeq lists its product as hypothetical. The transcript has 3 exons. The record is from RefSeq and is a predicted model, not a curated record. NCBI's taxonomy places the organism in Eukaryota, Fungi, Ascomycota, Dothideomycetes, Pleosporales, Pleosporaceae. Bases 172 to 2253 code for a protein of 693 amino acids.
GCGGCUCCAAAGUGCCGGUAUUGUAUGCGUGUACAGUGACAAAAUAACCUCGGGGCUUUAGCCCUCUCCGCCUGAUUGUUAGAUCCGCACUUCGUACAGCUUUAAUCGCUUCCCUCCUCACAUGUAGACCGUCCUCGCGGAUAACUCCAUCAGCCAAUCCCUUCUCGAAAUAUGGAUGGAUCCGAUCGAUGCCGAAACUCAGAGGAGCCACGGGCAGCCAAAUGCUUGUUUAUCUGUUGCGAUGGCACGUGGAACAAUGCUGUGGGCACUCAGCUGCCUGUGACGAACGUGGCCCGGUUAGCUCGCUGUCUGAGAAGAGAGGCACGGAAUUCAAAACCGCACAUAGUGUAUUACUCCAGUAGUGUCGGUACUGCUGCCGGCCGCCUCGGGAACUGGUAUCAGGGUGCGAUGGGUGAAGGUUUGGCCGAGAAUAUGCUUAACGCAUAUUACUUUCUUUGCCAGAACUAUAGCUUCCGGUUGCUAUUCAAUUGUCGAAAAGUCCAGGCUCAACACGAAGAUACAAACGACACGCUCAUCCCGAGCUGCAGUGUCUGCCCAGUGGAUGAGAUCAUUCUCGUAGGCUUCUCGAGAGGAGGGUUUACGGUCCGAUGCCUAGCCGCUUUCAUCGACACAGUCGGUCUGUUGCGACGGAAAGGUCUCCCAUUCUUGAAGGCGCUUUUUUCCCUCUGGACAGCACGGAAGUCAAAAGCCGGUGGUGACGCGUUCGAAGAGCUAUUGCAAGAACUCAAGAAGAACAAGUUCCUCGCUCGGCCUAGGAUCAAAGUCCUGGCAGAGUGGGACACCGUGAGUGCGAUGAGUCGUAAAAGCUUUCGUCCACCCGCAUUCUCCUUCGUGACAGAUACGGUACCCAGCUGCGUUGAAUCAGCCUUCCACGCGAUGUCAAUCCACGAAAGUCGGUAUAAGUUUGCACCAAUGCCUUACCAUAUGGCCAGCUCAACAACAACGGUAGUUCGACAAUGCUUGUUCGUAGGCAGUCAUUCAGAUAUUGGCGGAGGUAACUACGAUGCAGGUUUGUCCAUGUUGUCAUUCCUUUGGAUGAUUGCAUCGAUACGAAAUGUCUCUCAAGCGGAGUUUGACGACGUAGUGAUAUUUGGGGAUUAUGUACCCUUAGCGGUUGAAUGGCCACUCCCUUCGUAUCGCAAUCUAUGGCGUCAGAAGAAAAAGACUUAUAUCAGCUGCAGCGAAUCGAAGGGAUAUCUCCAGGCCUCACAUCGGAACUGGUGGAAACUGGUGAAGUGGUGUUCUUUUGGAUUUGCUGUGUGUCCGCGUGGCAAGUACUGGCGUGCCUUCAGUACGGACUCACUUCCAGAUGAUCAAAGUUCGCGUCCAAGUCGGAACGAAUCUCAUGGAGGGCUACUGGGCAGUUCCCGCUCUCAUAAUCCCCAGAACCCGCACGACCAGGAGCAGCCCAACGACGACCCAAAUCCAUCGCGCAACGAAGAAAGCCGACAAGGAGAACAACUGCGAGAAGAACAACAUCGACAGGAACGACAACAACAGGAACGAGAACACAACAUAACCGCGGAGCUUAUGUCUGCCGAGGGCCAGCACAGUUUAAGUCUCGAGAUCCAUUGGACGGUCCGUAUGUUAGAACUACGCUAUGAGAACACCGCUGUAUGUCUACCCGGUUACAAAAGCCAAGAACGACCCCAAGCAAAUGAAUCGUCUGAUCAUCAAACAAAAGAUGCCGAACGACAAUCUCGACAUUAUUGGUGUGAGAAUCACGGGUCGGAAAACGCAUCAGAUCCGGCAAGGGAGAAAGGCUUUCAGUUGCAAGAGUGCGAGCCCAGUGCGGAAGAGCUCCGGCUAUACGAAGCAUGGUUUGAGUUUGAGGCACAGCCCCCUAACCAGCCCGAUGAGAACGAGCAACAUGGAGAGCAAGCACAAAGUAUAGCUCAAGGGCAAAGUAUGACGCGGGAGCAAGAUAGAAUGCAUAAACGCGACACCGAAUGGAAAAAUGUGCUUCAUGGGUUCGAAAGAAAACAAGAUAUAAGAGUGCCGGAAAGGCAGAAGCAAGCCGACACGAUGCGACACUGGUUCGCUUCGCGAAAAGAAGAUAUACGUUCACUCACCGAGGUUGAUACCAGCGAACAUUCCAAUAGUAUUAGUGAAGAGCACACCGGCCUUACACACCCCAACCCCGUCCGUUGGAACCUUAGAAGUAUAAACGAUAACAGUUCCAGUUUUGUAUUCCGCAGGUUUGACAACGACAGACAUUCUUUCCGAUCUUGAAAGGGGUGUUCCAAGUUUGGAAGAGAAUGUUGCUCAAUUAAAAUCCGAACGCACGUGAUGUCGGUAAUUGUCAAAUUAGAUAAGCAACGAUAUGUUGCUAAGCUGUAUGUUAAGUUGAUUGGAUUUGGCAGGAUGAGAUGAGUGACAAUCAAGACUAUUAGGUAGCUGGUAUGCAGACGGUAUCAAAGCCU